CUUUCCUCUCCCAUUUUUUUUUUUUUUUCAUUCUCUCUCUCUCUCUCUCUCUUUCUCUCUCAUUUAUAUUCCCAGUUUUCAUUACAAUUUCUGUUAUGGUUUUCUCCUCUAAACCCUCUCAUCAAUCUCUUAUCUCUUCUUCUUCUUCUUCUUCUUCUUCUUCAUCUUUUCCUUUUCUAAUAAUCAUCGUCUUCUUCUUCUUCUUCUUCAACCACCAUGGGAGCUUGCAUAUCGACGGCCAAAGUUAGCGGCUCAAAUAGCAGCACCAACAACAAUAACGGAAAGGAAACGACACCAAAACCGCAGAAAACGACGACGAAAAUCCCGCAAGAGUCAGCGUCGUCGACGAACAACAACAACAAUCAACAGCAAAGGCUGAAGAACAGGCGUGGCGGCAAUGGGACCCACCAGAACCAGAAGAACAAUAAUCCUCAGCAGAAGGAGAAGAACACCAACCACGCGAGGAGGCAGAAGAGCGGGAUUAUCCCCUGCGGCAAGCGCACCGAUUUCGGGUACGCCAAGGAUUUCGACCGGCGUUACACGAUCGGGAAGCUCCUCGGCCAUGGCCAGUUCGGUUACACCUACGUCGCCACCGACAAGGUCAAUGGCGACCGCGUCGCCGUCAAGAGAAUCGAGAAGAACAAGAUGGUUCUUCCUAUUGCUGUUGAGGAUGUUAAGCGAGAGGUUAAGAUAUUGCAAGAACUUACAGGCCACGAGAAUGUCGUUCAGUUUUACAAUGCCUUUGAGGAUGAUUCAUACGUGUAUAUAGUUAUGGAGUUAUGCGAGGGUGGUGAAUUGCUGGAUCGUAUCUUGGCCAAGAAGGAUAGUCGUUAUUCCGAGAAAGAUGCAGCAGUAGUUGUACGUCAGAUGCUUAAGGUUGCAGCCCAGUGUCAUUUACACGGUUUAGUACACCGUGACAUGAAACCAGAGAAUUUUCUUUUCAAAUCAACCAGAGAGGACUCGCCUUUGAAAGCCACAGAUUUUGGUUUGUCAGAUUUCAUUAAACCAGGAAAGAAGUUCCACGAUAUUGUGGGCAGUGCUUAUUACGUUGCUCCAGAAGUAUUGAAACGCAAGUCAGGGCCUGAAUCUGAUGUCUGGAGUAUUGGUGUGAUUACCUAUAUUUUACUUUGUGGAAGGCGCCCCUUCUGGGAUAAGACUGAAGAUGGUAUAUUUAAGGAGGUCUUAAGGAACAAGCCUGAUUUUCGUCGCAAGCCUUGGUCAAGCAUAAGUAACAGUGCUAAAGAUUUUGUGAAGAAAUUGCUGGUAAAAGAUCCCAGGGCAAGACUAACUGCUUCUCAGGCCUUGUCACACCCUUGGGUUAGAGAAGGAGGAAGUGCAUCAGAGAUCCCGAUCGAUAUAUCUGUUCUGAAUAACAUGCGUCAGUUUGUGAAGUACAGUCGUUUGAAACAGUUUGCUUUAAGGGCAUUGGCAAGCACACUUGACGAAGAGGAGCUUGCUGACCUCAGAGAUCAAUUCGACGCAAUUGAUGUGGAUAAAAACGGCUCUAUUAGUCUUGAAGAAAUGAGACAUGCCCUUGCAAAAGAUCUUCCCUGGAAACUGAAAGAGUCAGGUGUUCUAGAGAUACUGCAAGCUAUUGACUGCAACACCGAUGGGCUUGUGGAUUUCUCCGAGUUCGUCGCAGCCACGCUUCACGUCCAUCAAUUGGAAGAACAUGACUCUGACAAGUGGCAACAACGCUCACAUGCAGCUUUUCAAAAGUUUGAUAUAGAUAAAGACGGAUUUAUAACACCAGAGGAACUCAGAUUGCACACGGGCUUAAGAGGCUCCAUUGACCCCCUUCUUGAGGAGGCUGAUAUCGACAAAGAUGGGAAGAUAAGCUUAGCGGAAUUCCGUAGGCUUCUCAGAACUGCAAGCAUUAGUUCACGAAAUGUUGCUAGCCCGUCUUCUGGUCCACGUAACACUCGAAAGUUAUAGACUCAGAAACUACAUUUUUGAAAAUAUUAGCGUCAGAAAGAGAGAUAGUAAGAAAGGUGGGGUUCCAUUUUCCUUAAUUUUAUCUACUUCCAAAUCAAUUCGAGUAAUGGGAUUUGCAUUAGAUUGUGUUUGUGAUUUGCAGAUCGAAUCAUUGUUGUUCUAUCGGAGUUGGUUUUGGAUGAAUCUGCGCAGAAGAUGGCUCCAGGUGUUGUGGUUAAAACUAGUGUAUAUCCUUGGGGAGUGUUGGUGCCCUACAAAUUGUAAUGUGUGACAUAAAUAAAUUUAUAGUGAAAAUGUGGUGCAUUUCAUCUA
Molecule: messenger RNA, 2247 nt
Organism: Morus notabilis
Lineage: Eukaryota; Viridiplantae; Streptophyta; Magnoliopsida; Rosales; Moraceae
Product: calcium-dependent protein kinase 16
Exons: 12
Coding region: 217-1935 (572 amino acids)
Biological process (GO): protein autophosphorylation; peptidyl-serine phosphorylation; intracellular signal transduction
Cellular component (GO): nucleus; cytoplasm
Molecular function (GO): calcium ion binding; calmodulin binding; calcium/calmodulin-dependent protein kinase activity
Source: RefSeq, a predicted model, not a curated record